CGACAUUCUCCACAGUCGAUAUUGAUGUCCAGAAUUUGAGCUCCCUGCCACGUUGUUUCCUUACUGCCUUUACUUGUCAAGUCUCUGUAAAGUAACAUGGGAAGGCAGCAGCGUAAUGCGAUGGCCAAACCCACUGUGCUGUCACCGAAGACAUGUCAGACAUGCUUCAACGCCAAAAUUCGGUGUACCAAGACGCAAGAUUCGGGAUCUUGCGAUCGUUGCAUGCGUCUUAGCAAGACGUGUGUCUUCGCCCCAGCUCGACGGCGCAAUGCUGCCCCCCCAAAGAGCCGAAUUGAUCAGUUGGAGGCCAAACUCGACCGUAUCAUGGGCAGUAAAGCACCGAGUCCGGCCGACGAAGGGUCGACGAGCGCAGGUGGUUCUGCAGGAGACAUGAUCGCAAGCCCCUGUGACGUCAGAGAUACCGGAACCACAGGCCUGCCUCUCCAGUUGGCGGUUUCAGCCGACUCUUGCGAUCCCCUGGCGUGCGGCUUGCUAGAUCUGGACAAAUCAGUACGCUUGCUCAAGCUCUUUCGCUCCAGGAUGACUUCACACUUUCCCUUCGUGGUGCUACCCGACACUGUGACAUUUCAAGACCUGCGUCGGGAACGGCCCUGUCUCUGUCUAGCGGUUCUGGCUGUCACUGCUUUCGAAGACUUCGUCCUACAGCGGAAACUCAGUGGCCUCUUCAACCAACUACUUGCCGCCAAGAUGGCAAGCGGGAAGAUACUCUCGAUUGAUGUUCUCCAAGGACUACUGGUCCACCUGGCUUGGGCACAUUAUCAACCCCGGCCACGCAAGUACAGCCAGCACUUGCAUCUUGCAGCGAGUAUUGUGGCCGAUUUGAGACUAGACCGACCCCGAAGACCGCAGCUGUGGAAAGUUGAUUUCGAAAACGACAGACGUGGUGCUGAGUGGGGAUCAGAUGAACUGAGAGCACUCAUUGGAACUUACUACCUUGCCUCAAGCUCCUCUAUUGUGUUGCAAAAGAUGCGCCACUUCCCAUACACACAUUUCAUCCUCGAGAGCUGCGAGAAGCUAGUGCUGCAAGGCGAAUUCCCCAGCGACAAGUACCUCAAACAUAUAGUGCAGAUUCAACGUCUUUCUGAAGAAGUCGACGAUUUCGUUACGCACGCAACUGCCAAGUCUUCUGUGGAUGAAAUCACGGCAAAGAUGACGACGAUUCGACAUCAGGUAGACUCGCUCAAAUCGAAUCUAACCUUUGCCCUUAGCGAGUGUCCGACUUUACUACUGCAACUGAGCAUGCUCGAGCUCUUUAUCAGCCAACAAUCUCUCCCAGGGUUUCCAUUAGCUUUGAGUACCAUUCAACAAACGCUGGGCAGCAGCCCACAAACCGUCGAUUCAUUUUCGGAAAGCGUAUCAGCAUCGAAGUCCCUGAUAAACAUUCUACUGGCUAUGGCGCCAGGACAAGAGAAUAUCCUCUCAAACCUUGCGUGGAUCAUGCUCAGUUGCAGCUUAUCGUUCUCGGCGAGGUUUGAUGUCUUGGCAGCAGAUCCUCGCAUAUCACACCUAACUCAACAUGUACGAAGAUGUCUUGACAUCCGCCACACUCUUCGCCAAGUCAUUCUUAGACUACAGUCGCUUGUCUCGCCAGAUGAGGAUAGUAAUGGCGAUCGUGACACGUUUUACCACUUUCUUCGGCGUGCUCAAGCCAUUGAAGCGUGGUAUAUCCGCCAGACAGGACAUUCGUCUCCAUUGACGCCAACCAACAUCGACGCCACGCCUAUUCACAGACACGACACGACACAGGAGAUGGGGGAUUUUACUUCGGUGGCAGAACUCACCGCGUUUGCCCCGAUUGGCGAGUCAUCGGAAAGCGGGUCGGGCACAUUCAGCGACCUGGCCAUGAUAGAUUUCUUCACAGAAGACAUGCAGGGGAAGGAUUUUGGACUGGCUCUUGCUUCUACUCAUCCCUACAGAGACUUCUUCACACAUCAUCUUAACCAUGCUUUCUCUCACGUCUCGGGUCUUCCCCCUUUUAACCCCACAGAUCAGCUAUCCUACCAGCCAUGUCCUCUUUUACGAGCCUACUACCCUCCACCAACGCUUGACAAAUCCUCGGACGCGAUCAAAUCCUUCUCCGACGACCUCACAUCGGUAUUUGACGAGAUUGUCCGCACGGGUAAAAGCGACGAUUUCGGCACCAUCACGCCUAAUACCACCUCGUUCUCCGUCGUACUGUUUUCGGGAGCAGAUGAUGGGACUGGUGACCCCAUCUUUUAUAGCUAUUAUCACACUGCUCCCGUCUCGGGGGCGGAGAUAAACGUCACAUCCGACACGGUUUUUCCCUUGGGCACAUUGACGCAGCUAUUCACAGUCUACACGUGGCUCGUGGAGUUGGGUGACGAGAAUUGGGAGGACCCGAUUACAAAAUUCCUUCCAGAGCUCGAAACUGUUUCCGCAUCGACGGAUGGGUUUGGUGUUGACUGGAGCGAUGUCACAAUUGGAGCUCUGUCCGGGCACAUGGCCGGUAUCGCCCGUGAUUCCCAUGCCUGUGAACUAGGAAAGCCAUGUGAUAGACAGAACUUCAUCAAGUCCUUUGCUGAGGUUCCGCCCAUCUUCCUACCCGACACAACCCCGAUCUUCUCCAACGCUGCUUUCCAGCUCCUCGCCUUUGCUCUUACGAAUGCCACUGUACGGGACGGCAACAAGAAUAGCUUCAGUGAUAUGGUGCUCAAGUCGGUCUUGCAGCCCCUCAACAUGACUCAAAGCAGCUUUCUCAGCAAAACAAGCUGCGCCCGGGUCUUCGGCGAGGGACUCAACACCUCCGCGCCAGGAGAACAAGCCGCCCUCUCCAUGCUCUCCACAACCCGCGACCUCGCCCGCGCCGGCCACGCAAUGCUCUCCUCCCGCCUCCUACCCCCCGUCACGACGCGCCGCUGGCUCCACCCCGCCGCCGACACAUCCAACCUGCGCAACGGCGUCGGGCGUCCCUGGGAGGUCUAUCGCGCCGGAUCGUCCGCCGUAGACCCCAUCCUCGACGUCUUCCUCAAGGGAGGGGAGGUUGCGCGGUAUAGCAGCUACUUUGGGCUGGCGCCGGAUGUUGGCGCGGGGUUCGCGAUCCUUGGGCAUGAUGCUGGUGGCGGUGGCGGCGCGGCGGAUUUGAAUGUCUAUGCCGAUGUGGUGGCCGGCGCGCUGGCGAAGAUGCAGGGAUUGGCUGCUGCGGAGGUGGCGGAAGGGUAUGCCGGCGUGUAUGGUGGUGGUGGUGUCGAGGAUGUUGCUGUGUUCAAUGUCUCGGAUAUUGGGCCGGGGCUUGUAGUUGAGCAGUUGGUGGUGGGUGGGAGUGAUGUUAGGGCUGAGAUUGCUGCGGCGGCGGGGGUGAUGCUGGAGGACCUGGACUUCAGGGUAUAUCCUACUAAUGUUGUCAAGGGGGGUUUGUAUCAGUUCGUGGCCGUAUUCCAGGACAUGAGCGCGCCGGUGGAUAUGGGCACUCCGACUUGCGUUACAUGGAUGACGGUGGAUGCCUUGGGGCCAACCCUGGGGGAUCGCUUCGUGUUUGAGCUUGACGGCAAGGGGAUGGCGACGAGAGUCUUGAUUCCUGCCACUGGCGUUUCUUUCACUAGAGCAAAAUAGGGGUAGGAACUGACCACAUGUGGGUGUUAGGGUCAUAGAGGAACCAACAAUAGAAAGAGACAGAAUAUUCAAAUGGCAAUAUGGUACUGUAUAGAAAAGGUUGAACUGUGGCCUUUGCCAUUCACAACUACGCCGAUGGGAAAGAC
Phialemonium atrogriseum is the source of this 3737-nucleotide messenger RNA. RefSeq lists its product as uncharacterized. The transcript is spliced from 9 exons. Gene Ontology annotation, biological process: regulation of DNA-templated transcription. Gene Ontology annotation, molecular function: DNA-binding transcription factor activity, RNA polymerase II-specific; zinc ion binding. NCBI's taxonomy places the organism in Eukaryota, Fungi, Ascomycota, Sordariomycetes, Cephalothecales, Cephalothecaceae. Bases 97 to 3591 code for a protein of 1164 amino acids. The record is from RefSeq and is a predicted model, not a curated record.